AUGGGCCCUGCCCUCACCAUACGCUCGACCCAGGUGGUCGCCGGGUACGCUUCCCUCGCGGGCUCUGCCGACUUCGAGAAGAUCCCCGGGCACCAGGGCAUCAAGCCCACCGCUGCCGACGCUUCCAAGUGCCCGCAUGCGUCCAAGGCCCUCGCGGCCGCUCGCAUGGCCGAGGAGCUCGCGAGCGCAAAGAAGGGUAAGGCUCCCAAGGUCCCUGCUACCGCGGCCGCUCUCAAGGCUGCCGCUGCGCCUGCCGGGUGUCCCUUCCACGCCGCGGCCGCCCCUGGCGUACCGUCGACCUCCGAGGCCAAGCCCGCUGCUGCCACUGGCGGCUUCAAUUACGAGAAGUUCUACGCCGAGGAGCUCGAGAAAAAGCACCAGGAUGCGUCGUACCGCUACUUCAACAACAUCAACCGCAAGGCGAACAAGUUCCCUAUCGCCCACACCGGAGACCCGAAGGAUGAGGUUGAGGUCUGGUGCGCGAACGACUACCUCGGGAUGGGUAACAACCCCGUCGUUCUUGAGACUAUGCAUCGCACCCUGAACACUUAUGGCCACGGUGCUGGUGGUACCCGGAACAUCGCCGGAAAUACCGGCAUGCAUCUGGCCCUCGAGGCUGAGAUCGCUUCUCUACACCGCAAGCCUGCGGCGCUUGUCUUUUCGUCCUGCUACGUUGCCAACGACGCGACGCUCACGACGCUGGGCCAAAAGCUCCCUGGAUGCAUAUAUUUCUCUGACAACAUGAAUCAUGCGUCCAUGAUUCAGGGCAUGCGUCACUCCGGUGCCAAGCGCGUCAUCUUCAAGCAUAACGACUUGCAGGACUUGGAGAUGAAGCUGGCGCAGUACCCCAAGGAGACUCCCAAGAUCAUCGCCUUCGAGAGCGUCUACUCGAUGUGUGGUAGCGUUGGUCCCAUUCCGGAGAUCUGCGACCUGGCGAAGAAGUAUGGUGCCCUCACCUUCUUGGACGAGGUGCACGCCGUCGGGCUUUACGGCCCUCGCGGCGCUGGUGUCGCUGAGCACCUCGACUACGAGGCGCACAAGCGUGCUGGUCAGAGCCCCGACCCCAUCCCCGGCACGGUCAUGGAUCGUAUUGACAUCAUUACUGGUACUCUUGGCAAGGCUUACGGCGCCGUUGGCGGUUACAUUGCGGGCUCCGCGGACUUCGUCGAUAUGAUCAGGUCUUACGCCUCCGGCUUUAUCUUCACGACGUCGCUCCCUCCCGCAAAUAUGGCAGGUGCCCGCGCGAGUAUCGCGUACCAGAAGGAGUACAACGGCGACAGGCAGCUUAAGCAGCUGAACGUCCGUGACGUCAAGUCCCGCUUCGAGGCUCUCGACAUCCCCGUCGUCCCCGGCCCCUCGCACAUCGUCCCUGUUCUUAUCGGCGACGCCGCCAUGGCGAGGCUCGCGUCGGACACCCUGCUCGAGAAGUACAACAUCUACGUGCAAGCCAUCAACUACCCGACCGUCGCGCGCGGUGAGGAGCGCCUCCGGUUCACUGUCACCCCAGGCCACAACAAGGAUCAGAUUGCACGUCUUGCGCAUGCCGUCGACAAAGUCUUCACCGAACUCGGCUGCAAGCGUACUUCGGACUGGCGCAAGGAGGGUGGCCGCGCUGGUGUUGGUCUCGCCGACCCCAAGCCCAUUGAGCCGAUCUGGUCGGAUGAGCAGCUCGGGCUGCUCGAUGGUACCGCUCCGAGGGUCCUCCGUGAGGGAGAGAAGGGCGUCAUCGAUCCGCGUGCGGUCCGCGUGACGCGCGAGAAGUUCAACGACCUGCUUGGCCCGUACGUUCCGUCGCCCAUCGAUGCGCUUACCAGCCCGGUGUCGGUUCCGCCGUUGGCCACGUCGAUCUCGAAGUCUGCGUCAGUCACGGCUUCUACGGCGGCCUGA
Molecule: messenger RNA, 1887 nt
Organism: Dichomitus squalens LYAD-421 SS1
Lineage: Eukaryota; Fungi; Basidiomycota; Agaricomycetes; Polyporales; Polyporaceae
Product: 5-aminolevulinic acid synthase
Exons: 3
Coding region: 1-1887 (628 amino acids)
Biological process (GO): heme biosynthetic process
Cellular component (GO): mitochondrion
Molecular function (GO): pyridoxal phosphate binding; 5-aminolevulinate synthase activity
Source: RefSeq, a predicted model, not a curated record